GUUGUUGUUUUCUAUUUAUUUCUAAUGCCUUAACAACAUUGUAACAAGUACAUAAUCGCCCAUAUUUCGAAUAAAAACAUGUCCAAGCCCAUAACAUUUGUUACCGGAAAUGCCAAAAAACUGGAAGAGUUGGUGGCCAUUCUGGGACCCAACUUUCCACGUCCAGUAAUAUCUAAGAAAAUUGAUCUACCCGAGUUGCAGGGAGAAAUAGAGGAAAUUGCUGUUAAGAAAUGCAAAGAAGCAGCACGUCAAGUGGACGGCCCGGUGUUAGUGGAAGACACAUGUUUAUGUUUCAAUGCCUUGAAGGGUCUGCCAGGUCCCUAUAUCAAGUGGUUUUUGGAAAAACUUCAACCCGAGGGUUUGCACAAUCUUUUGGCUGGCUGGCCAGAUAAAUCGGCCAAAGCUGUGUGCACUUUAGCUUUUUGUGAGGGCCAAGACUCGGAACCUAUUAUCUUUCAAGGCGUUACUGAGGGCAGUAUUGUGGAACCUCGAGGUAGUCGGGAUUUUGGUUGGGAUCCCAUAUUCCAACCCACUGGUUAUGAGUUGACUUAUGCCCAGCUACCUAAAGAGGAAAAGAAUAAGAUUUCUCAUAGAUUUAGAGCAUUGGAUGCUUUCCAAAAGCAUUUUGGUGUUGCGAAAUAGAUUUUAAGUCAAAUCAAUUUUGUAUUUUUUAAGUUGAAGUGAUGUACUUGUAUUUUAAAUACAAUAACAAAAAUUAAAGUUAAAUUAAUAAAUUAAUUUUAUACCAACA
Messenger RNA from Calliphora vicina (urban bluebottle blowfly), 751 nucleotides. RefSeq names its product inosine triphosphate pyrophosphatase. The record is from RefSeq and is a predicted model, not a curated record. NCBI's taxonomy places the organism in Eukaryota, Metazoa, Arthropoda, Insecta, Diptera, Calliphoridae. Bases 79 to 642 code for a protein of 187 amino acids. The transcript has 2 exons. Gene Ontology annotation, molecular function: nucleoside triphosphate diphosphatase activity. Gene Ontology annotation, cellular component: cytoplasm. Gene Ontology annotation, biological process: nucleoside triphosphate catabolic process.